AUAUUUCUUGUACGAACUCCUCAAUUGAAGCUGUAGCCCGAACUUACUCAAAAUAUGAAUCUGGUAAUCUAUAGAACGACGAGUGCGUAGUACUUGACUAUUGUCUUGAGCGAAUAUCAAAAUGAAUUCCGGUGAAACAGUUACGAGACGUAAACAAAUUCCUUUGUUUGAAAGUGGAAAAGUGCCUUAUACACGCAGGGUGUAUUAUUCUGUGAAGGAAAAGGUUUCAAAAGAGACUGAAAAAGAUUCUGAUAUCAAAUUGCAAACUUUGAUUAAAGGAAAGGAUCAGAGAGACAUAAUUGAAGAUGGAGAUAAAUCACAGCCUGAUUGUGCUGUACAGUUUAGAGAGGAUAAGAAAGGAAAAAUUUCGAGAAUUAUAAAAUACCCAUAUCAGCAUUAUGACAUCAUUUUUGCCAUGUUUUCAAUUAUACUUUUCUUCUAUGAUGUUGUAUCAGACAUUAUUUUAUCAGCGCACUACUAUGCACUUGAUAGAUGGGUUGCAUUUGGGUUUACGACUGGGUUCAUCGUUGUACCAGCUCUCAUUUCAAAUGGUCAAAGUGCUCGAUGGUAUUUAGUUGAUCAUGAACAGGAACAGAAGAAACUUGCAAAGAAACCUAAAAUGAAAGUCACACCAACAUGGAUUUGGGUCCUUAGAGUCAUUUUUACCUUUCCAUUAAUGCUGGGCCCAGUUGUACGACACUCUGAAUACAUUUAUCAUGGCAUCAUGAGCAAGUCAGGCAGUAACAAGACAGAAAAGGAAAGAAAGAAAAAAUGGCACCAUUAUAAACAAAUGCUGUAUGAGGACACAGAUGCUGGCUUGGUUCGCAUGUUUGAAUGCUUUUUGGAGGCAGCACCCCAGCUUGUUCUUCAGCUUUUCAUCUUGUUCAGAGAAAUAAAAGACGAUGGGUUGGAUGGGAUUAAUGAUCUUGUAGAGCAUGGACACUUGAAAAUCAUCCGAGUGGUGGCUCUGGUCGGAUCCUGGACAGGACUCUCCUUCAGUUUGACCUCAUAUCACAAAGCACUGAGGGCCAUGCAGUACUCCGAGCUUCACGAAAAGUACAUCAGCAAAAAGGACCAGUCUACAAGCCAGGAUCCAAAAAAGCAGAGCUUUUUGGCCACUGCGAUGUUGACCUUGGGUUAUUUUUUUUGGAGAUUGUGCGAGAUUGGGCCAAGAGUGCUGAUUCUAGCACUGUUUGCCUCAGAAUUCACCUACUUUGUCCUUGUAGUGGCAGCUGUCCAUUGGAUCAUUAUGACCCUAUGGUUAGUUUGCCAGAAAACUAAUUUCUAUGGGGAGAAAAGGAGAGAUGAAGUCAUCUUUAAUAUCAUACUGGGAUAUGCCAUGAUUUUCUGCUUUUUGAAUGCUAGGGAUGGACACACAAGAUACAGGGCAAUUGUGUAUUACAUUCUUUUCUAUGCUGAAAAUUUUGGCAUGAUGGUGAUGUGGUUAUACAGUGUGGACCAAAAAGGAGACUGGCUUUAUUUUACAGCCAUUGGUGCUGUGGGUGGAGGUUGUGUACUACAUAUAACGUUUCAACUUAUUUAUUAUAAGACUUGUCACCCUAAGGCAUCUGAGAUCAAAUUCUUUCUUCACCCUACACAGCAGUACAACUGUUACCAGUCUGUUUGCCAUACUUUAGAAGAAGAGGACCAGAACAUCCAGCUAACAUCAGUUAAUGCAUUAUGUAAGCACCAGGAAAUAGCCUAGACAGUCAGCUCAGUACGCAAGUUCUGAGUUGCCUCCCUUUAGAACACUAGCUCUCGCACUCCAUAUGGCACAAAUAGAAUUUGUUUUCUAAUGAGGCGGGAAAAAUGCCUAUCACUAUAUAUGUAAUCGUAUACAAUAAGUUUCUUAUACACAGUUUUAUCUCCUGAAUUUGAUACAUAAACCAAUAAUCAGUAUUCAGUGAGUAAAAAAUUACAGGAUAUACUAAGAUAUGGUUAUCAUAUUACACUAUUUCAUUUCUCGUAAAUAUUCAGCAGAACUGUAGCUCUGUGAAAAAAAAUUGGGAUAGACCAGAUUUUCUCCUUGGAGAGGUACAGUUUUGCAGUUAGUUUGUGUUAUAACUAGGAUAUUACAUGUACAUACAUGUAUUAACAAAUAUGACAUUGUUUUGGUUUUCUUUUUAGUAAAACAUUUCUUUCAUUAGUAUUAUAUAUUUCCUACAGUUAUCCAUUUAGAUAUGUUUUUUAUCGACUUCCUAACUGACCGUAAGUCUAGCAGAGUUACUAGAAUAUCACCAAAUGCACCUCCGACAAUGAAGAGCUCUUAUCUCAAAACUUGCGUAUUGAACUUGCAAUAGUAUCAGAGGCUGAACUCUUAACACUGGUAUGUCAUAUACUUCAGUAAUCAUUGAAAGUGUAAGGAACUUGCAAAAAUGAUGCCAUAUUUUCAACAACACAUUUAAAAGUUUCCAAUGGCAUUAACUACUUUUUAUGUAGCAUACAUGUAUAUACAAACACAUUGCCAAAAGUCCUAUAGAUAAAAUGGUGCCUAUAUUUUUGUGUUCAAGAUAAAAGAUGUUUCUAAAUGCAAUCCUGAAAUUUUAUGUGUAACCUUUGACAGGUUUUAAGGGUUAAAUGUCCAGAAAUUUUUCUUUUUCUGUUUAGUCCACGGGUACAAAACUCUGCAGUUCUGUGUGCAAUUCUAUAAUAUUUAUUUAAUUUGUUACCUUUGAAUAGUCCCCUGAUAUAAAAUGCUGUUGAAUAUUCAAUAUUCAUGACAGCAGAUAAAGCAGAAAUCAGUACCUCACUGAAAGAAAGUACUUGUACACUAUUGACUAAUGAUUCUCAUUUUGUAUUCUUCUCCUUUUGGAGAUUUGAUGGGAGAUGGGGAUAUAUUUAUUUUGUUCUUUUUCUUGUUUUUUUUUUUAAAUUUACCUUUUUACAGUGUUACUACUAGUCUAUAACACAAAAUGUAAUUCAUGAUGAAUACACAUUUACGGCUUUCAGAUCACAUGAGCAGGAUGAAAGUGAGUGAGGUUUUUUUUAAAAUAAAAAUUUGUCUGGCAUCUGUUUGUCAUCUGCCUGUCCAUGAACUCUCAUUACAUUUUUUUCUAGAACCACCAGGUCUCUUUCAAUCGAAUUCAGCACAAUGGAGUAAACAGAAUUUCACUUUAUUGUAAUGCUGUUUUAUUCCAAUUUCAAUUUACAUCUAGAUUAAAAUGAGAUCUUUGAUCUGCUCCCAAUUCUUAUUUGUAACUGUCUUGUAUAGUGAAGAAAAGUGGAUCAAGUUAGACUGAGAGGGAGAUAAUUAAGUUCUAGUACUAAUUAAAGAAAGAAGCUAGAGGGAGAGAAUUCUUAAAUACUGUACAUGUAACCUGGGGUCAAAUGGGGGACACAUAAUUCUCAAGAAGAAGGCUAGAAUUUGUAUUUAGACCUAAUACAAUAUAUUGGGUAUGCAAACAUCUUAUAUACGUGGUAUAGAUUCAUUUUUUAUGACCAUAACACCAAGCCCACAAUAUAGUAUAUGGAGAGGCAGUUAUACUAAAUGUUGGAAAAAAAGAUGAAUAGAAAAAACCCACCUUUUCCCUUGAGAACCAGAAGGGAGUGUCAUUUCAUUAACAUACAUACAUAUACUAGUAGGUAUGUUUCAUUGAUAGAGUUCAUUUCUCCAACUGUGAUCUCUUUGGAAGAGGGGUUGGGCACAAUAGAUGUGAACACACAAAAAAAGUAUUUGAAAAUAUAUAGAUCUAGGAAAUAUUCUUAUGAAGAGGUUUCAGUUUGUGGAUAUAUUUUGCAGCAUUCUCACAAAGUUGUCCAAAUACAAGUUCUAUUAUAGUGUAAGACUACAGUAUGGGUCUAAAGUUGACAAUUAAGAUCCAUGCAUUUGGGUAGGAGCUAGGUGUUUCAGGUGAGUGUUGUGGUCCAUUAGACCUUGUUAUACAUAUAUUUAUCAUAUAUAUAAGUAGACUAGUAAAUAUUAAACUGUAAACACUUUGUUACUGAUAUACAUCUCUUGAACUAAUAUUUUGAUUAUAUGUAUGGUGUAUUUUAUAAUUAUGAAUAAUAAUGUUCUUCUAAUGUACAUUCAUGUACCAUUAAAGGUAAAUAUAUAUGCAUUUUUUUUAAAUGUGCAACUAACUUUUAACAUGUGGAUAAAUUUGCACAAAUUAUUUGUAAAAAAAAAUAAAAAAAAAAUACAUGUAUAUGAUAUUCAUACAAGUGUAGAACAUGUACAUUUACAUGAAUGACAAAUGUUAGAUUCCCUGUACUACUUGAACAGAUGUUUAUUGUUAAUUUUGUUCAUAAUUUUCCAUGUUCUUGGACCAAAAUAUUGUAUUGUUUGUGUUCAAUUAUACAUGUUUUUUGAAGUAAUCAAGUUAUUGGCAUGACCAUGCAUGGAUGUUUUACUGAUGUCUUUUGUACAUAAUUUCAAUGGUAUACCCGGUACCCAGCUGGAUAUUUUUUGGAGAAUCUUUUUCCACUGCCUUUAAUGUAUUUUCUCAGUCCGAUUUUGUCUCUCUAAUUAAUAAUGUUCUAUGCAUGCUAUGUCCUUCAAUAAUGCUAAAUGUGGCAUUGUAUGGUUAAUACAUGCUUUUGUGUGCCUUGAAUUGAAUAUUGCUUAUCAUGCUUAAAUAUACAUAUGCUAUAUAUUGCCUUUACUGUGGAAUCAAAAGAAGAAAAGAAAGGGGAGAGUGGGAAGAGAGAUAAGAAAGAGGAGGGAGGUGGAUCCACUCCAUUACUGUUAGUAUGGUAUUGUGAAAGUGUUAAUCAAAACUUAAAAAUCAGACAAAAAUUGAACUGUUGAAGUACAUGUAUAAUCAUUCAUAAAGCUUGAAAUUUAUUUUCACAGAAUAUGGCAGAUAGGAAGAUUUAGUCUGCAAUUGUUUUUGCACAUUAUCGUGGAAUGAGGGUUUGAGAAAGAAAUUCAAUGCUUACCUUUUCAAGUAGUCUUCUUUUGAAUACAUUGUAGUAAUCACAUUGUAAUCCCAUUAAGACUUGCAAUUCUGUUCAAUUUGUACAGCUGUGUAAAACUGUUAUAUUUAUAGUAAUUUGAAGAUGUAGUCUUGUGUUUUGUUCACAUACACAUAUACAUGCAUCAUCAAGUGAGUUUUAGGAAGUCCAAAGGAGCAGUCAAUUUAAACACGCUCACUUGAUGUUACACGUAUUUAAAAUAAUACACAUACCUGAAAAAUGUCGUAUAUCAGGUAUGGGAAUUUUUUUUUUUUUUUACAUUCGAUAAGAACCGUUUGUAAUGUCAAGUGUCCUUGAUGUUGAAGUGUUUUUUUGUACAGCUGUCAUGUUGCAGUUCUAUGUAAACAAUAUGCAUGCUUAGCAAACAGCCACUACAGCAAAAGUGAAAUAUACAUCUAUUUCUAUGAUAUGAAAUCCAUUCACUUUCACAUGAUCUUUCCAUAAAAAGUCCAGUUUUUGAAGUGCUGCUUUGCUUGCUGUGGUAACUUUACCUUGUCCUGUUGUUGGUUUGUGCUGUAUACAAUAAUGGUGCACAAGCUCUUGUUGGUUGUUGUAAUAUCUCAGGACUUGUUUGAUACAUUGCAUGACUGUUAGGUGCAACAUGUAUUUUCAACCAAAAUUUCCAAAUAAAGUUAUGAAAUUGA
Messenger RNA from Ostrea edulis (European flat oyster), 5558 nucleotides. RefSeq names its product XK-related protein 6-like. The record is from RefSeq and is a predicted model, not a curated record. NCBI's taxonomy places the organism in Eukaryota, Metazoa, Mollusca, Bivalvia, Ostreida, Ostreidae. The transcript has 3 exons. Gene Ontology annotation, cellular component: plasma membrane. The coding region runs from base 122 to 1705 and encodes 527 amino acids. Gene Ontology annotation, biological process: engulfment of apoptotic cell; apoptotic process involved in development; phosphatidylserine exposure on apoptotic cell surface.